Messenger RNA from Ruditapes philippinarum (Manila clam), 3876 nucleotides. RefSeq lists its product as uncharacterized. The record is from RefSeq and is a predicted model, not a curated record. The transcript has 13 exons. The coding region runs from base 123 to 2582 and encodes 819 amino acids. Lineage: Eukaryota; Metazoa; Mollusca; Bivalvia; Venerida; Veneridae.
UAAGUUCAUUAUUGAUUAUUACAUUUAAGACAGACAGUAUACAGCCAACAACGUAAAUAGAAUACUUGAUUUAAACUUAUCAUUUCCAAAGUUAUUUCACGUUUCACGUACAAUAGAUCACGAUGGUAUCGAUGGAUAAGAGUUUACUUUGUUGUUUUCUCUGGAUUUAUGCAGUUUGUGGUUCAGAUGAUGUUCAAAUAUUGGAACCAGAAUGCCUUGCUAAUGGAAAAGCAUGUGAAUGUGGCAGAAAUCUAACAUUAUCUUGUAAGUUAAGGAUUAACACAUUUGCCAUUGCUUGGAUGAAUGAAAACGAUAUCACACCAAUUGCACAGUGUGUAAGAAACAAUUGUGCAAUAAACUCUGGAUACAUUCACGAGUACACUAUUUCAUACGAUAAGACAGAAUACAUCUUCAACUUGACGAUAAUUAAGUUAACUAUGAAAGACAAUGGAAGAAAGAUGGUGUGUUCAGAUGGUACCAGUACUGACACAAAGUUUAUUAGAGUCAGAGAUAUUGAACCUCUUCUGUUUGAAAAUACAACAACUGGGACCAUACAUGCGAUAUCUGGCUGUGUUUCCGAUGGCACGAAAGUUUCAUUUAAAUGGAUAAAGAUAGAUGCAAAUAACAAGCGGGAGAAAGAAAUCACCCCAAAAAUCCAAAACGCAACUGUAACAAUUUGUUCGAAUGAUUCUGAUUGCGGGAAUGAUCAACAAAUACAAUACUCAGAAGUAAUUACCGCCAAGGCUAGUAACAAUGGAACUUACUUUCUGAAAAUUGUUGCGGAUUAUGGGAACGAACAAAAAGAGUCGUAUCAUACAGUUGGAAGAUAUGAAUUGGAAGAUAGAGGUUUAAAUGGUGUUGAUAUAUUGGAACCAGAAUGCCUUGCUAAUGGAAGAGCAUGUGAAUGUGGGCGAGAUCUAACAAUAUCUUGUAAGUUUAGGAAUAACACAUUUGCCACUGCUUGGAUGGAUCAAAACGAUACAACACAAAUUGCACAUUGUGUAGGUACCAAUUGUGCAAUAAACCCUGGAUACAUUGACCGGUACAAUAUUUCAUACGAUAACACAAAGUACAUCUUCAACUUGACGAUAAUCAAGUUAACUAUGAAAGAUAAUGGAAGAAAAAUGGUGUGUUCAGAUGGAACCAGUACUGACACAACGUUUAUUAGAGUCAGAGAUUACGAACCUCAUCUUUUAGAGAAUACAACAACUGGGACCAUACAGGCGAUCUCUGGCUGUAUUUCCAAAGCCACGAAAGUUUCGAUUAAAUGGAUAAAAAUCUGUGCACGUAGCAAGGACGAGCAAGAAUUCAUCCCAAAAAUCCAAAACGCAAGUAUAACAAGUUGUUCGAAUGGUUCUGAUUGCGGUAAUGAUCAACAAUUUCAAUACUCAGAGGUAAUUUCCGCCAAGGCUAAUGACAAUGGAAAUUACUUUCUGAAAAUUGUUGCGGAUUAUGGUGACGAACAAAAAGAAUCAUAUAACACCGUGGGAAGAUAUAUACUAAAAGAUAGAGGAACAAAUAUCAAUAUUUUGGAACUAGAAUGCCUUGCUAAUGGGAAAACAUGUGCAUGUGGCAGAGAUCUUACAUUAUCAUGUAUGUUUAUUAAUAAAACAUUUGCCAUUGCUUGGAUGAAUCCAAACGAUAUAUCACAAAUUGCAAAGUGUGAACGUAACUAUUGUACAGUAAACCCGGGAUACAUUGAUCAAUACAAGAUAUCAUAUGAUGAGAAAAAUCAUUUCUUCAACUUGACAAUUAUCAAGUUAACGAUGAAAGACAAUCAAAGAACGUUGAUAUGUUCAGAUGGAACCGAUAUGGAUUCACAGAAUAUAAGAGUAAGAGAUUACGAGCCUUUUCUUUUAGAAAAUACAACAACUGGGACCAUACAGGCGAUCUCUGGCUGUGUUUCCAAUGGCACGAAAGUUUCCUUUAAAUGGAUAAAGAUAUGUGCACGUAGCAACAGCGAGGAGAUUAUAACCCCAAAAAUCCAAAACGCAAGUACAACACGCUGUUCUUAUGAUUCGGAUUGCGGGAAUGAUCAACAAAUUCAAUACUCUGAGGUACUUUCCGCCAAGGCUAGUGACAAUGGAAAUUAUUAUCUGAAAAUUGUUGCGAAUUAUGGGAAUGAAAAAAUAGAGUCGUAUCGCACCGAUGGAAGAUACAUACUGGAAGGUAGCGAAGAAGAAAAAAGCAACUCUCUAAUUGUGGUUCCUGUAGUUCUUGGUUGCCUUGCGACGUUUCUUCUAGCAUGUGGUAUUGUACGUUAUAACAAAAAGUUAAAUAAUUGUACUUGGAAGAACGAAAAAGGAAAGAGUGAAGGUAAACGGAUUUUGCAAACAAAAAUGUGGUGUAAUGGAACGGAAGAUCUUGCAACAAGUGACCCUGAUUCAAACCUAGGUUUGCCAAAGUAUGAUGAGGAAGUGGUGAGUUCUGAUGUAAACGAACUUACAGUCAACGACUAUUCUCCACGUCAAGUUGUACCCGAAAGUGAAGAAGAAAAUCUUUUAUCUAGAGAAAAUGAUAAGGAAAAUGACUUUUUUUCUGUUAACGAUUCCACAUUAAACGCCCACUGCCCGAUUGUCUAGGCCAAGAUGUGCCCGAAAUUGGAGAAGAAAAAAAUCUUUCAUCUAAAGAACAAACUGUACUUGAUCUUGAUCCAGAUAGAUAUGAGCUCGGAAAUGAUGAAAAACAAAUAUACCUGCGUGCUAAACAACAUGAUUUAGAUGGUGAUAUGCUUGAAAAUGAAGAAGGAAAAAAUUUGUUAUCUAAAGGACAAACCAUAGUCGAUCUUAAAACAGAUAGUGAAGAAAUGAAGAAUACUAUUAUGCGGAAUUUGAAGAAAAUGAAGAAUACUAUUAUGCGGAAUUUGAAGAAAAAGAAAAAUACUAUUAUGCGAUAUAUGAUUCUAUCGGCCUUGAUAAUCUAGAUGUAGAUGAACAUGUGCUAGAAAACGAUGGAUGGGUAAUACUGUAAAAACAAAAAAUCCAGGUUCAAUUUUUUUCCCUUCAACGUUUUAGUCGUUUACUUUGAUAAAUAUAUUCCUAAAAUAGUGCUACUCUCUCAGUCACAUUUUAAGAAUAGAUAUUUUGAAAUGUAAGGGAAGUAAUAACGAAUCAAAAGCAUUUAAAUCUUGUAAGAGUAGUCUAUCCUGUUUCUUGCAUCUUACUAUUUUCACAUAUAUUUUUGUUUACUUUAUUGACAGAUUUAUUGUUGACUAAUGCCAAUAUUAAUUCAAAAGUGUAUAUAUCAAUAUAUGACUAUGAGCUAUAAUGGCUUUGUCAAAACAUAGUUAGUGAAUUCUCAUGAGAUUCUCAUAUUAAGAUAUGUUUAGUACCUUUUGUUAGAAUUUCCUAUAUUUCAGUUUUCUGCAAUUUUACGUGAAGAUGAGCAUAGUAUAUCUUUAAUGUUAUGUAUAUGUCUUUUUAAAGCAGGUGCGUAAUUAUAUAAUAAGUUUUACACGUUACUGAAGUGAUAUAUGGGAGAAUAUAGCCUGAAUGAGGUAAACAUGAUCUGAUGCGCUAGUCAAGGCUAUAUAUAUUCUCCUGUAUAUCACGUCAGUAACUUGUAUAACGAAAUUAUCAUAACGCAAUCUGACGACAAGUCCAUUAGAAAACACAAAAAGUUAACGUGUAUUAAAUAACAUUUCUAUAUAAAACAAUUGUUUGAAUUUAAAAAAAAAACACACACACUUAAGUUGCUUGUAUCAAAGAAAUAUGUUACAAAAUUGCCCUGGUACAAAUGUAUCAAACAUGAAAUCUAUGCUUAACAUAAUUUGUUCUGUUUUCAUAUUUUUGUUUGUGAUAAACAACAGCUCUUUCGAUUACGGAAGCAAUAUACCUAAUCUGUUGACAAACUUAAUAAAACAAAUUGUAAUAUAUA